Brassica oleracea var. oleracea is the source of this 2028-nucleotide messenger RNA. Its product is annotated as SNF1-related protein kinase catalytic subunit alpha KIN11. Gene Ontology annotation, molecular function: ATP binding; protein binding; protein serine/threonine kinase activity. The transcript is spliced from 11 exons. The record is from RefSeq and is a predicted model, not a curated record. Bases 225 to 1763 code for a protein of 512 amino acids. Gene Ontology annotation, cellular component: cytoplasm. Gene Ontology annotation, biological process: protein phosphorylation; intracellular signal transduction. Lineage: Eukaryota; Viridiplantae; Streptophyta; Magnoliopsida; Brassicales; Brassicaceae.
CAGCGUCAGAGUUGGAAUCUGAGUUCCCGUGAGGACCUUUUAAAAGAUUACACCCGUAAGAGAGAGAGAGAGAGUUUAUCAAUUUAAAGCUUCUUCUCCUCGCUCGCUCUCUCUCUCUCUCUCUCAAUCGUCCAGAUUCUUCUCUCUGUAGUAGAUUUAUCACUCUCCUCCUUUUCUAUAACGAUUUCGAUUCCGCGAUCUGCUCGGAAACAAAGAUACUAAAAAUGGAUCCUUCAUCAAAUAGAUUUGGGAGUAGUGGAGCUGAAUCGAUUUUGCCAAACUACAAGCUUGGCAAAACUCUAGGCAUUGGAUCUUUCGGGAAGGUCAAAAUUGCUGAGCAUCUUCUCACCGGCCACAAGGUUGCUAUCAAAAUCCUCAAUCGCCGUAAGAUCAAGAACAUGCAAAUGGAAGACAAAGUGAGGAGGGAGAUUAAGAUUCUGAGGUUGUUCAUGCAUCCUCAUAUCAUUCGCCAGUAUGAAGUCAUAGAGACCCCUAGUGACAUUUAUGUCGUGAUGGAGUAUGUCAAGUCCGGUGAGCUCUUUGAUUAUAUUGUUGAGAAAGGUAGAUUACAAGAGGACGAGGGUCGUAACUUCUUCCAGCAGAUUAUAUCUGGUGUGGAGUAUUGCCACCGCAAUAUGGUUGUCCACAGAGACUUGAAGCCUGAGAAUUUGCUACUGGACUCGAGGUGCAAUAUUAAGAUUGCUGACUUUGGGCUCAGUAAUGUCAUGCGCGACGGUCAUUUUCUUAAGACCAGCUGUGGUAGCCCCAACUACGCUGCCCCCGAGGUUAUAUCAGGAAAAUUAUACGCUGGACCUGAAGUAGAUGUAUGGAGUUGCGGAGUUAUAUUGUAUGCUCUUCUCUGUGGUACCCUUCCUUUUGAUGAUGAAAACAUUCCCAACCUUUUCAAGAAAAUUAAGGGUGGGAUUUACACUCUUCCAAGUCAUUUAUCAUCUGAUGCUAGAGACCUGAUCCCAAGGAUGCUCGUAGUUGACCCGGUGAAAAGAAUCACCAUUCCUGAGAUCCGUCAACACCGUUGGUUCCACACUCAUCUUCCUCGUUACCUUGCUGUUUCUCCACCAGAUACAGUAGAGCAGGCCAAAAAGAUCAAUGAGGAGAUAGUUCAAGAAGUGGUUAACAUGGGAUUCGACAGAAACCAGGUUAUGGAAUCUCUUCGGAACAGAGUACAAAACGAUGCUACUGUUACAUACUAUCUGUUGUUGGACAACCGGUUCCGUGUUCCAAGUGGCUAUCUUGAAUCCGAGUUUCAGGAGACAACAGACAAUGGUUCCAGUCCUAUGCGCCCAGCUGAAGCAGCUGCUUCACCUGUUGGCCACUGGGUUCCUACACACAUGGAUCAGUACGGAUUGGGAGCAAGAUCACAAGUCCCAGCUGACCGGAAAUGGGCUCUUGGACUUCAGUCCCAUGCGCAUCCUCGUGAAAUUAUGAAUGAAGUACUGAAAGCUCUUCAAGAGCUCAAUGUGUGUUGGAAGAAGAUUGGUCACUACAACAUGAAAUGCCGAUGGGUUCCUGGUUUUUCUGAUGGUCAGAAUACUAUGGGCAACGAUCAGCUGCACUUUAGAGAUGAAUCGAGCAUCAUUGAGGAUGACUGCGCCAUGACCUCACUGACCGUCAUCAAAUUUGAACUUCAGCUAUACAAAGCUCGAGAAGAGAAGUACUUGCUGGACAUACAGAGAGUUAACGGUCCUCAGUUUCUCUUCUUGGAUCUAUGCGCCGCCUUUCUUACCGAGCUCCGUGUGAUCUGAAUCUUUUAACCAUUUGUUAAGACAUUUUAAUCCAUGUUUCACGGUUUGUAAUAGCAGAGAAGGCAACAUGGUAUGUGGGGGGUGCAGUGUUUUUAUUUUGCCAGGUUACUUUUAUAUAUUACCUGGAUUCCAAGUUAAACUCUACUGUAAUAGUUACUAUCGUUCGUUUCCCCCCUUUUUGAUGGUUUUUAAGGUUUGAUCAUGUGUACAUAUAACUUGGCUGUUUCCAGGAUACACUUAAAGUUUCUUCAAUCUUGGUUACAAA